CCCCACGGCAUUUUGCGUGAUUCAGAUAACCGCUGUGGCUAUAAAUUGUGUUUCAUUCUAAAACCUUCUGAAACAACAUCUAGACGAGAAUGAAUACAUGUUACUUGAUUAUUUCGGGGAUAGUGUGUACAAUUGGCGUAUCAGAGUGCCUGGAAUGCUUCAAUUGUCUAAAUAUCGAAGACCCUAAGGCGUGUACAAACACAGUUCAAUGUUCAAACAAUGAGUCCUGCUUUUUGCAAACGGUCCAUUCCGGCAACGUAGUACGUUACAACAUGGGCUGUCAGAAUGACCAGUUUUGCAAUUCAUUGGCUGUAGACCACAACGGAAUUAUUGGUCGCUCUAUCCAGACCAGACAACAGUACUCUUGUCAUGAAUGUUGCAGCAGUAACCGUUGCAAUGAGCAUCUAUGUGCAAACAGAAAACCAACAUCUUGCAUCGACGACGAAACACUAGAUUGUGCCCGUCUGAACUCUAUUUUCGCCGUCUGUGCAGAUAUUCAUCACGCCAAAACAACUUGUCCAAAGUUUUGCGGACUCUGUCAGCUUGUUGAUGGGAACUGGGCAGAUUGGGGGCAUUGGUCUAAAUGCAGCGCUACAUGCAAUAACGGGACUCAAACCCGCGUACGCUCCUGCACAAACCCGGCUCCUGCUAACAGUGGACUCAGCUGCUCUGGGCCAGCCGUUGAGUCAAACAUGUGUCAGAGCCAGCUUUGUCCGGUUAAUGGCAACUGGUCCGGUUGGUCGACAUGGUCCGGUUGCUCAGUUACUUGUGAUGUGGGACUAAGAAAAAAGACAAGAACCUGCACUAAUCCUAAACCAGACCCGUGGGGGGACUAUUGCGUUGGUGAAUCUAGCGAAUAUACAAUUUGCCUUAAUGAACCCUGCGGUGUAAUAAAUGAUAGCUGGUCGAGUUGGGGUGCGUGGGAAAGCUGUGCAGUCACUUGUGGAGUGGGUCUCAAGUUCCGACACAGGACUUGUAGGAACCUGAGUCCUUCUACUUACAGCAAGACAUGCGCGGGCGAAUUUAAAGAUUUUGCUGUGUGUGUCAACACGCCAUGCAAUGUAAUAGCCUUCAACGUUCACGGAUUUAACUUGUUGGCAAAUCUCGUCAAUGCAUUUCCAACUGUGAUCUUUAACGAAGGGAAUGCGUAUAACGCCAGCACUGGACAGUUCACAGCUCCGGUGAGCGGGCUAUACUACUUUAGUGUCCAAAUCUGCCUUCAGACCUCAGCAUCUGCUGAAUUUUACAUGCAAACAGGAAAUGCAAACAUGAGCGGGGUUGUAAAACUGACGGCUACAUUUCAAACCUCUCCUGGAAACGGGGCGUGUACAUCGCAAUCAAGCUUUGUGAAGCUACUUAUGAAUGAGCGCGUGUGGGUGCUGAUGGCCCGUCAGUACUCCACAGCAUUUAUUUGGGAAGAGCCAACACAAGCUUGGAAUACAUUUACUGGAGCCUUGAUCCAAGAGCUUUAAUAAAUUGUAGACCUCUU
Dreissena polymorpha is the source of this 1489-nucleotide messenger RNA. RefSeq names its product A disintegrin and metalloproteinase with thrombospondin motifs adt-2-like. Lineage: Eukaryota; Metazoa; Mollusca; Bivalvia; Myida; Dreissenidae. The record is from RefSeq and is a predicted model, not a curated record. The transcript has 10 exons. Gene Ontology annotation, molecular function: protein binding. The coding region runs from base 90 to 1472 and encodes 460 amino acids.